Molecule: messenger RNA, 1487 nt
Organism: Aspergillus welwitschiae
Lineage: Eukaryota; Fungi; Ascomycota; Eurotiomycetes; Eurotiales; Aspergillaceae
Product: Zn(II)2Cys6 transcription factor
Exons: 5
Coding region: 54-1487 (477 amino acids)
Biological process (GO): regulation of DNA-templated transcription
Molecular function (GO): zinc ion binding; DNA-binding transcription factor activity, RNA polymerase II-specific
Source: RefSeq, a predicted model, not a curated record
UCCGAACUGGUUACCCUUCUGGGAACUGAUUAUCCACACAUAUCCCUGUUGCCAUGGUCUACAGAGGGAAGCCGGGUCUGGGGUGUGCUUUAUGCAGGACACGACGGCUAAUCUGCGAUCGACGUCGCCCGUCGUGUACACAAUGCCUGAGGAUCAACCAGGAAUGCUCAGGGUAUCGCGACCCGAACGUCCUGAGAAUCUGCGACCAGACCGAUGAAAUAACCGUGAAAGUCGAAGGUCGAGGGACGAUCGCUCGAAAACAUCGCAAGUCGCCUUCUACGGGAAAACCCCCCUCAUCCGCCUCUAUAACCCCCCCGCCUACCACAAUUGAUGAUCAGGUCAUGUCGCAUAUCUUCACUUAUUACGUCGGUACCACACGAGUCCAGGGUCUCCUCUCCUAUCUUCCCCACCUGCUGAGCACGAACCCCUCUCCUGCACUCCAGGCCACGAUUAAAGCUGCAGGGCUGGAGAGCAUGGCGAGAAUCAACCGGCGUCCUGAACUAAAGCGUGCGGCAGGGGAAGAGUACGGCAGGGCCCUGGUUGCCACUAAUAACGCACUACGAGACCCAGUAUCGGCGAAGUCUGACUCCACUCUUGGGGCUGUUAUCUUGCUUGGCAUGUACAAGUGGAACGCGUGCUCGGGUCUAAUGCAGGGCUGGUCGCAGCACGUCCGAGGAGCGACAAAGCUUGUUGAACUACGCGGCAUGGAGCAAUUGAACUCGGAGACUGGCCUCGAGUUGUUUACACUAGUCCGUUUGCAGAAUGCAAUUAGUGGCGUCUUUAGAAGAUCUCGGAGCCUGGCACAAGCAAAGAAGGACAAGGAUUCCCAACCAAUUGAGGUAUUCUAUGAUAUACUGAUGGAACUACAUGAUCUCGCCGUCGAGGUGGACGACGCAGCCAUGGUCGAUGAUUCAAUUGGCACUCUGAGCAUACUUAUCAGCAAGGCCCUUCAUCUUGACACGGAUCUGCGGGCCUGGGCCAUGUCACUCGGUCCGCAUUGGCAAUACUCCGUGGUUGACACACACAGUAAUCCCAAAUCUCGUCCCCACAUCCCGCUUCACAGCGACACCUACCAUAUGUACAAAGCCGUCGGGGUAGUUUCAAUGUGGAAUCAUUAUCGCCAAACGCGAAUUAUAUUACAAGAGAUGAUCAGAUCAAUGGGUCUACGUCUCUGGGGCCUACAGGGGACAUCUCAAUGCCAACAAAUCGUGUUUGACUCGAUAGAUACUAUCAAGCAGAUGACAGACGACCUCUGCGCUAGCGUUCCAUAUCACUUUGUAUCUGGAGAGGUGACAUUCCCGGCCGUGAUUCGCCUGCUGUGGCCUUUGUUCGUCGCAGGCGACUGUGCGGGUGCGGAACCUGCCACGAAGGAAUGGAUCAUCCAGACUUUGGAGUUAAUUGGGAACACGACGGGUAUUCAACAGGGGAUUGGCUUAGCUCACAUGCUUAGGAAUGGACAUACAAGGAAUUAUAUACCCGGAACGUGA